AGCGAGCCCAUGUCGGGUGACAACUUCGCCGCCGCGCAGUCGCGCCUCGCCUCAGUCCUAGAGGAGGGCGUGCGGGCCGACGGGCUGGCGGGCGCCGCCUUUGUCGACAGCGUUGUCGCCGCCGUCAGGGGCGCGGGCGCAAGCAGCGGCGAGGCGGCGACGAGCGGCGCAGAGGGGGCCAACGGCGCGGCGGCCAAGGCGGAGCCGCUCGACGCGGAGGAGCGGGGCACGCUCGAGCUGUCGAUGCGCAUCUUCCUCGAGCGUAAGUCGAGCGCCGGCGCGGCCGGCGCGCUGGUCGUCGCGCUGAUCGACCGGUCGAUUGAGCUGGCGACGGCGAGGGCGGCGGACCUGAACACGCCGUUCGCGUUGAUGGAGGACCUCUUCGACUCGCAGGUCAUCUCCGAAUCGGAGGCGCUCUUCCCGCAGAUCGAGCAGCGCGGCGCGGCGCUCGCCAAGCUGAUGCGCUCGACCAACAACCGCGCCAAGCUGACCUUCAUCCGCACCUGCAACGAGCUGCUCCGCCGGCUCUCAAAGUCGAAGAACACCAACUUUUGCGGGCGCGUGCUGCUGCUCAUGGCGUACAUGCUCCCGCUCUCGGAGCGCUCCGGUGUCAACCUCAAGGGCGCGAUGGCCCCCUCCGACCUCGAGCUCCAGCCCGACGAGGCGGCAGACGACAAGCAGGAGGGGAGCGCGGCGGAGGACGGGUCGCUGUACGCCUCCUUCUGGGGGCUGCAGGCCGCCUUCGCCGACCCCGCCGCCGCCGUCAAGCCAGAGUCAUGGGCCACUCUCGUCUCGCGCCUCGAGACCGUGCUGCAGGAGGCGGCCGAGAAACUGCGCGCGCGCGCCUUCGAGCUGUUCGCCGGCAUCGCACCCAACGGCCCUCUCUUCGCGGCGGCGCUCGAGCGGCUCCUCGUGCGGGAGCGGCACUGGCUCGAGUGGAAGCGCGACGGCUGCGCCGCCUUCGACCGGGCCGCCACCGAGGCGGAGAGCGCGCCGCUGGCGGCGGGCGGCGCCAAGAAGCGGCGCAGCGGCGCGGCGGCGCGCGCGGGCGGCAAGCGGCAGCAGCUGGGCAACUCGGAGCUGUCUCGGCUGUGGAACUUGGGCGACAACUCGCUCGCGUCGAUCGCCGCGGAGGGGAACAAGCAGGCGGUGCCGAGCCUGUCUGCGUACCUGCAGCCGCUCGUCGAGCAGCUCGACCCCGAGGCGGGGAUCGAGAAGGAGUACCUGCUCACCAACGACAAGGUCUGGAUGUGGAAGGCGUUGCGCCUGAUGAGCAAGAAGGACGUCUCCCUCCUCGGCAAGAUCUCGGCGCAGGGAGGGUCGAUGGAGGCGGCCGUCAACCACUUUGUCGAGAAGCAGAAGGGCAACGCCGGCGGCGAGGAGGGCGGAGAGGCCACCGCGAUGGAGACCGAGUGACCGGGUGGCGCACCGCGAGGGGCCGGUGGCUCUGACUCGAGCUCCACCCACGACUUGCCACGACCUCUCGGCCGCCGUCGGCGCACACGGCGGUCGCGGGGGGCGGGGGGGCUCAUAAAACUAUCCCCGACCCACUUGGAACUCCAGUACAGAGCGCCUUUUUGGCUCCAGACUCGGCUGUAUGUUCGGUAAGCGCUUAAAUUUCGUAGCGUCGUC
Emiliania huxleyi CCMP1516 is the source of this 1632-nucleotide messenger RNA. RefSeq lists its product as hypothetical. NCBI's taxonomy places the organism in Eukaryota, Haptophyta, Isochrysidales, Noelaerhabdaceae. The record is from RefSeq and is a predicted model, not a curated record. The coding region runs from base 10 to 1416 and encodes 468 amino acids. The transcript has 5 exons. Gene Ontology annotation, biological process: mRNA export from nucleus; regulation of DNA-templated transcription elongation. Gene Ontology annotation, cellular component: THO complex part of transcription export complex.